AUGGCCUUCAAGCACGGGCUGAGCGAACGCCUCGACGAGCUGCGAUUCCCAUCCCCACGAUCCCCGCCUUCGGAAUCUGCGUUCCCUGGGUACACUUCUCUUUCCCCGGGUCAUUCGAACUUUGGAUCGGGAUUCUCUUCUCGCCCAGCUGGCGAUGUUCGAGCAAACCUGCAACGUCGAUUCACGACUGAUUCGAGCAAGUUCUCGUCAUGGAAUUAUUUGAAUCCAAGCUCGGGAUCUGGCUCGAGCUCUGGUUCGGGCCAGAUGCAAGAUCCGGUGGAUUUGUUGUCUUCGGUAAGAUCGAAAUUUCCUUUUGAGUUAGCAAUUAUCCCUGUACAUUGA
Penicillium egyptiacum is the source of this 342-nucleotide messenger RNA. Lineage: Eukaryota; Fungi; Ascomycota; Eurotiomycetes; Eurotiales; Aspergillaceae. The record is from the annotation of a GenBank genome assembly.